UUAACCUAUCGCCUUAUUGGAACGCCACUCCUGUCUACUUUUCCUGACUCCAGCGGGUGCUGGAAUUGCAGAGACCAAAAUGGCCGCUGAGACGGCUUCCAUCCAUGUGCCUUUAGACGUGCCUUUACCGGCCCUUCCGACAGAAAAGGUCUUUACCGAUGGUCAAUGGAAGACUCUCCUUGCACUGGCCGACACGGCCAUCCCCUCGAUCCGGGAUCGUGCCACCGUCACCCAUCGCAGGCAGAAAGGCGUUCCGAAAGAGAAGCUCGAGUCGGCGAUUGCUACGCUUAAAUCCAGAAUUGGAGGACCGAACGCUGCCGAACUUGCGAAGCAGUACUUGGAGGAAGAUGCUUCAUCGAAUCCCAAUUUUAGAGAUGCCCUACACGUACUGUUUGCUCGGAAUAUCCACAGUCAAGGAAAGAAGGCGCUCCUUACGAUAUUAAGUGCUCUGAAUACUCGUGCUGGAUCCUUGGUCCUCACCGGCUCGCCGACUCCCUUCCAUUUGCUUACAAACGAGGCUCGAGAACAAACCUUUCGCAACUGGGAGACAUCCAUGCUAUCUCCACUGCGCUUCCUGUACAGGAUGCUGACCUCUAUCUUCAAGAAAACCUGGGUAGCGUCAAGCCCGACUCUUUCCCCCGUGCUUGGGUUCCCGCGAGUCCCAGUGAACGGGAAGCCAGCCGAAAGCUUCCCAUACGAAUUCCUCCAGUUCCCUCCUGGUGAUACUCCCCAAACUGUCGAAACAGACGUCGUCAUUAUCGGUAGCGGCUGUGGUGGUGGUGUUGCGGCUAAGAACCUUGCAGAGGCAGGGCACCGCGUGAUCGUCGUGGAUAAGUCUUACCAUUAUUCCACGAAAUAUUUCCCGAUGGGACAGGCAGAAGGCUUCACGCACAUGCUAGAGAAUUCAGGAGCAACCGUAAGUGAUGACGGUUCGAUCGCAGUCAUUGCUGGUUCAACUUGGGGUGGUGGUGGCACUAUCAACUGGUCGGCUAGCCUCCAGACACAAGGGUUUGUUCGUCAAGAAUGGGCAAGUAACGGACUUCCUUUUUUCACGUCGAUGGAAUUCCAGAAAUCGCUGGACCGUGUCUGUGACCGAAUGGGAGUCUGUUCGGAGCGCACGCCACAUAACCGAUCCAACACUACCAUUCUCGAUGGCGCGAGGAAGCUAGGAUACAGUGCGAAAGCGGUACCACAGAACACAGGCAACCAGGAACACUACUGCGGUCACUGUAUGCUCGGAUGUGCAAGCAACGUCAAGCAAGGGCCCGCGGUAUCGUUUCUAGUAGACGCGGCAAACACAGGUGCCACAUUCAUGGAGGGAUUUCGCGCCGACAGAGUUUUGUUUACUGAUGUAGACGGCGAGAAAGUCGCAUCCGGGGUCGAAGGAACAUGGACAUCGAGGGACAGCUAUCUGGGGGUCAACCAAAAGGAUGCUGUUAAGUGCAAGGUUAUCAUCAAAGCCAAGCGUGUAAUAGUCUCCUGUGGAACUCUGAAUAGCCCCCUUCUGCUCCAACGAAGCGGGAUCAAGAAUUCCCACAUUGGUCGACAUCUUUACCUACAUCCAGUUAUCAUGGCAGGGGCCGUCUUUGAGGAGGAUAUCCGUCCGUGGGAAGGGGGUAUCUUGACCACCCUGGUAAACCAAUUUGAAAAUUUGGACGGCCAUGGACACGGAGCUAGGGUCGAGGCGACUUGCAUGCUUCCCGCAACGUUCUUGCCGUUGUUCCCCUGGAGCAAUGGUUUCGAUUAUAAGAUGUGGGCAUCCAAAAUGCGUCAGAUGACGAGCUUCAUUGUUAUUGCUCGAGAGCGCGAUACGGGUCGCGUCUUCCCUGACCCUGUUGAUGGACGCCCUCGGAUUGACUACACUGUUUCUCCCUUCGACUUGAAGCAUAUACAGGAAGGAGUUAUCGCUGCCGCCCAAAUAGCGUAUGCCGCCGGGGCAAAGGAGUAUCAUCUGUCUUACCGCGGCAUGCCGCCUUUCAUCCGCUCAGACGAGCCUAAGGGUCCUGACGUUCCCGACGAGGGCAUCAACAACCCUGCCUUCCAGGAGUGGAUCUCGGAGUUCCGGCGCCAGACCCCUCUCAAUCCUGAGAGGUCUGUAUUCGCGAGUGCCCAUCAGAUGGGCACAUGUCGUAUGGGCAGCUCGCCUAAGAAGAGCGUUGUGGGCCCUGACUGUCAAGUCUGGGGUACAAGGGGUCUCUAUGUGAUUGACGCUUCAGUCUUCCCUAGCGCAAGCGGUGUUAACCCAAUGGUCACCAACAUGGCAAUUGCCGACUGGGCCAGCAGAAAUGUUGCUCGAGGGAUAAGUCGUGAACAGGGAGCGCGACUAUAGAAUGAUUUCCCGCUUCGAUAGGAUCAUCAUGUUCCUGACUGUACAUAUACCUACCCCACACAUCAGUUUACGAUUGUUCCUAUCUGAUAUCCCAGAUUUUAUAUUCGGAAUCCACUGGUAUCUGACUAUAUUUGAUCGUCGCACGAGGAUUAUGCUCCUCGAUGAGUCCGCAACUCGAUCCUGUACUUGU
This is a messenger RNA of Paecilomyces variotii, 2519 nucleotides long. RefSeq names its product putative long chain fatty alcohol oxidase. The record is from RefSeq and is a predicted model, not a curated record. The coding region runs from base 80 to 2329 and encodes 749 amino acids. The transcript has 3 exons. Lineage: Eukaryota; Fungi; Ascomycota; Eurotiomycetes; Eurotiales; Thermoascaceae. Gene Ontology annotation, molecular function: long-chain-alcohol oxidase activity; flavin adenine dinucleotide binding.